Molecule: messenger RNA, 729 nt
Organism: Entrophospora sp. SA101
Lineage: Eukaryota; Fungi; Glomeromycota; Glomeromycetes; Entrophosporales; Entrophosporaceae
Source: the annotation of a GenBank genome assembly
AUGGGUCAACAAUUGCAUAAAAUAUAUAAAAACAUACUUGAUGAAUUGGAAUCUUCUGAUGACAAAACAAUUGAUAAACCAAUUAAAGAACUCCUCAUCAACAAUGAAAAAAAUAAAGGACUAUAUGAAAACCCUAUCAUUAAAAUUGGAAAAGAUUAUAAAUGGACCAUCACUCAUAACAAAGAACAUCAACAUAUAAAUAUAAGGGCUCUAAACAAAAACAGCAACAGUAGUAGUGACUAUGAAUUAUCAUAUGAAGAAGAAUUCAUUCAAUGCAAGUUAUUUGAUGAUAGAUUGACCUUAAUAACAACAAAUUAUAUACAAAUUUUUGCUGUUGAUGAAAAAAAAAAUUUAAUAUAUGUUAGAUAUAUUAGAAGUCAUAAAUUGAGUAUAGAAGGUUUAAAAAAAAGCAUCAAGUCUAUUGAAAAAGAUUAUGAAGAGAUGAUUCAAUACUUGACAAAAGAUUUCUAUUAUCUCACCAAAUAUGGAGACAUGAGUUUAGAUGGAGCGUUAAAUGGAGGAAAUGAACAUUUUGUAGAAGGAAUGGACCAAGUCAUAGAUAAAAUUGAAAAAGUCGAAGAAAAUAUCAAUAAUAGGUUUGAAUUGUUGAAUCAGGAUCAAGUCAAAGAGAAAAUUGAAGAAAUUGAAAAAAGUAUGAAGAAAUUGUUAAAUGGUGGUGUGCGAAUCAAAUCAAAAAGAAAUUUGAAUAAAUCGAAAAAAAAAACGUGA